CCAAACACCGGGAGGGGCCAAUGAGCAGGUCUCCAACCGGAAAUCAUCUCCACGUGUAGUCGAUGGAACCGGCGGAAAAGUGUUUGUUUUGAUGCUACUGGGUUCUGCCUACUGGUAAUGAGAUUGUAAUGUGCUCAAUAAUUUUGCCAACAGCAGACGUAAUGUCAGCUACGGAGAGCCGAGUGGAAAAUGACGGGCUGGAAGAAGAACUGAAACGCACGAAAACAAAGAUUUCGCUCUCUAAUUGUGGUGUGUGUGGAUCAGACGAGGCGAAGUACAGGUGCCCUGCUUGUUUUACACAUUCUUGCAGCUUGUUCUGUGUGAAGAAGCACAAGGAAGCCUCAGGAUGCAGUGGGGUCAGAGAUAAAACUGCCUUUGUGACCCUCUCACAGUUUGAUGAAAUGACACUUCUAAGUGACUACAGGUUUCUGGAGGAUACAGGGCGAUUUGCCGAUAGUGCCAGCAGAGGCAAUCUUAUCCAGGCUCCUCGUGCCACCUUCAAAGCCAAGAGGCUGGCCGCCAAUGCCAGAAAGAUGAACAUCACAUUGAGGUUCCUCCCUGUCACCUUCACUAAGAACAGAGAAAACUCCACCUUCUUCCUCGCCAAAGAAAAACGGUUCAUGUGGCACCUGAAGCUUAUUUUUCCUCAGAGCAGUACGGAGUUCAGUCAGAGGAGGGUGGCUGACGGGCAAACCUUGGAGCAGAUCUUGACCUCUUAUAUCCACCCUACAGACUCGAACCCAGUGACACGUCAGAAGUUGAAGAUUUAUGUGCAAAGUCCAUUUGAUCAUGUGAAAGUCUUCAUGAAGGCAGAGGGGAGGAGGGCUAACUCUGUCAGGUACCAUGAGUUGGCCAUCCAGAAGAGCCUAAGGGACAACCUGAGCAACAAAACACUGAUUGAAUAUCCUGUGUUGUUUGUUGUACUGAAAGAUCACUGGAAGGAAUAUCCACUGAAAGGACCAGGUCAUAUCUUUUCAGCUGAGCCUGCGUCAGCCUGCAAUAGUUUCGCAGCAACGAGUGAAGGUAUGAAUCAAGGCAAGGAUGUCACACAAGUUUCGCCAUCCCUGCAAAGAUCUCACACCCCCAGAGGAACCAGCAUCUGGAUGGGAGUCCCAGAGACCAGCCCUGAAACUGACCCCCCACUGGAGAAAAGGGCCAAGAGAGAAGCAGGGGAAGAAGAGUUGGAGGAGGGAGAGAUCAUGGACAGUAGUGAAGAAGAGGAAACGCAGGAAGAAAAAUCUGAAGAAAAUACCCCAUGUAACAAAAGCUCUGGUGAGACCAGAGAUCUGUCUGACAUGGAGGUGAUUAAAGAUGAACUAGGAGACAGCGUGGACAUUAAUGUUGAUGAUGGUAUUUAAUACACACAGUGACAGCAGCAGAGAUCAGUGUAUAAAGGAGGAGAUUACUGCUUCCACUGAUGUCAGUUGAGCUGCCACAGAGAGGACUGAGGUCAGUGUGACUCAGGAGGAUGCUGUGGAAGAGUCUGGGCCUGCUCAUACUCGUCACUGUCAAGAUGGGGUUCAGUCAGCUGAUACUGCUGACAGCUGUGGAUUGGAGUAAUACCCAGAUGUUCAUCUGUCAUUUGUCUUGUGCUGGUGAACCAAUGAACAGCAGCAGUGUUUUCAGUCUUUUUAGGAAAAAUAGUGGUGGUUUCCUAAAUAUAUUAAUGUAUAUGCACAGAAUAAUUUUGAUAAUGUUCAUAAUUUAGGUUUAGAUCAUUUGUCUGGAAGCAUGGUGUCUUGAAUAAAAACAUUGCUUAUAAAUUGUGUGUUACACUGCCGCAUGUCUUUGGUGGAUGCUGACAGUGUCAUAUGAGGCGCAACAUAUUUUUGAGUAAUCACAUCUACAUUUAUCAACUUCCAGAGCUCAUUCUUUGUCUUGGGAAAUGUGGAUUGAAUAUGUUCAUCACACAAAUGAAAAUCCCAUCUUAAGGCUCGUUUAGCUCUCCUGGAACUUUGUAAUCUUCAGUGGCCUCUAUUUCUUAGUACAGUUAAUAUACAAUGGCAAGAAAAAGUAAGUGAACCA
Messenger RNA from Monopterus albus (swamp eel), 2025 nucleotides. RefSeq names its product zinc finger HIT-type containing 6 (gene znhit6). Bases 129 to 1358 code for a protein of 409 amino acids. Gene Ontology annotation, cellular component: pre-snoRNP complex; nucleus. The record is from RefSeq and is a predicted model, not a curated record. Gene Ontology annotation, biological process: maturation of LSU-rRNA from tricistronic rRNA transcript (SSU-rRNA, 5.8S rRNA, LSU-rRNA); box C/D snoRNP assembly; snoRNA localization. NCBI's taxonomy places the organism in Eukaryota, Metazoa, Chordata, Actinopteri, Synbranchiformes, Synbranchidae. The transcript has 10 exons.